AUGACCUUAUGUAGAAUAAUAGCGAAAAAGGUUAAUACUGACAAUGUACUUGAUAAGUUCCACUCGAAUUUUCGAGUACAAUAUGACGCCGCCGCCGCCGCCGACGACGACGACGACGACGAUGAUGAUGAUGAUGAUGAUGAUGAUGAUGAUGAUGGUGAUGAUGAUGAUGAUGAUGAUGAUGAUGAUGAUGAUGAUGAUGAUGAUGAUGAUGAUGAUGAUGAUGAUGAUGAUGAUGAUGAUGAUGAUGAUGAUGAUGAUGAUGAUGAUGAUGAUGAUGAUGAUGAUGAUGAUGAUGAUGAUAUGAUGAGAUGA
This is a messenger RNA of Schistosoma curassoni, 315 nucleotides long. The record is from the annotation of a GenBank genome assembly. NCBI's taxonomy places the organism in Eukaryota, Metazoa, Platyhelminthes, Trematoda, Strigeidida, Schistosomatidae.